UAUUCAGUGGAAUAAUUAUCUAGAUUUUUUCACCAGAAUGAAGUCAACUUUUUCUAAACUGAUAAUUUUUGCCAUCCUUCAGGUUUGCGCUCAAGCCGGUGGCAAUGUGGCUACACCGCCCUCAUGCGUGGAAGAAUGUCCUCCUGGAUUCGAGCAAGUAGCAGGACUUCCCCACUGCUACAAACUGAUGUUGGCUCUGGGACCCGUGAGCCAUGACAAGGCAGUCGUGGCCUGUGGAUUCGAAGGAGGGGCCACACUCGCUACUUUCGACACAGUCGGAGACCAGCAAACCCUUCGAAACCACAUGUGGUCCCACUACGGAGCUGCCAUCGCUAAAGAUCCAGCUCAUCUAGCUGAGUUGGGUUUCUGGACUGGGUAUGCCAGACAGUAUGGCGACCCCAGCAACUCUUUCGUCAAUAUCUACUCUGGACAAACGCUGGACUCUGAGUUCUUUGCCAAUGUGCAACCGGACAACCUUCUCAAAGAGGACAUCAUUCACGGAGAGAUUUGCCGCCUUAGUGGGGAGAGACCGAGAAAACUGAUGGUAACUGGGAACGGAAAAAGUAAGAACUUCGGGACUGAUUCCGUCAUAACAACAGAGACCGGUAAAAGAGGAGAACAGAGCACGGAAGCCAUGAGGGAUUAG
This is a messenger RNA of Symsagittifera roscoffensis, 646 nucleotides long. RefSeq lists its product as uncharacterized. The record is from RefSeq and is a predicted model, not a curated record. The transcript has 6 exons. Lineage: Eukaryota; Metazoa; Xenacoelomorpha; Acoela; Convolutidae. The coding region runs from base 38 to 646 and encodes 202 amino acids.